GAUCAUGAUGUUCAGGAUUUUCUUAUUUUGUGCUUUUUCUGUUGCAUUAAGCACCGCUGGUAAUCAAAUAGCUCAAUACGUUCAGGAACAACAGCAGCACGGUGUUGAUGAACAUGUUCAAUACCAAGAACAGGAACAAUAUGAUGGUGGACAAUACGAAAGUGAACAUAUCAGCGAGGACGAGAAUAAAGAAGCAUCAGGAGCAGAACUCACGAGUUUAGCUCACACGUCAGCCGUUCAAGCUAAAAACGCCGUCCAAUCGCAACAUACUGCAGGAAGUCAGGCAGCUUUUGGUAUUAAGAGUACUUUGGCUACUGCAGCUCAAGGAGCCGCCCAAACGGCACAAGCAGCCCUUGUAGGUAAACAAGCCAUUGUCUACGGCCUGAAAAAACAACUCAACGAAGCCGAAAAACGACUACAAGCUGAAAUUUCUCAAUACAAACAAACCGAACAGGCAGCUGAACUUGCCCAUCAAGUCGCGCAGCAAGUUCAAAAUCAAGCCGCAACUUUAAGCGCUGCCUUAGCUGCAGCACAAAGUGGAGGUCAGCUUGCCGCUAAAUCAGCCGCGGAAGCGAACAACGUAGCAGCUUCUCAACAGUCCAUGGUGGCGCAUGCGAAACAAAAGCUAAACGUUCUUCUUCAUCAGUUGCAAGAGGCCGUACAAGAGCUGCAUCAAACUGAAACUGCGUAUUACAAGGCCAGCGAAUCGGCUCAGAUUGCUCAGAAAAAUGCAGCUGCAGCAGGUGCGGCUGUUGUCGAAGCUAGCGGACAAGCUGAAAUUGAAUCUUCCAAUCAUCAUUACCACCAUUAGUUAUUUUAUUUAAAUUAGAAUUAUGUGAAUUAAUUAGAUAAUUUUUGUUUGUUGGGGAAAUUUGAGAAAUAUAUCAUUAUAUGUUGUUAUUUUUGCUUUCGAAUUUUAUGCUUUACAGAUUUUCUUCUGAGUGCUAAUAGCAAAUAAGUGCAUGAAUCAUGAAAAUGGAACUUUCGAAUAAACAAAACACCUUAUCACAUCCGGUAAUCUGAAAAAAGAAGAGUAAUUUAUAAUGG
Ceutorhynchus assimilis (cabbage seed weevil) is the source of this 1047-nucleotide messenger RNA. Lineage: Eukaryota; Metazoa; Arthropoda; Insecta; Coleoptera; Curculionidae. The record is from the annotation of a GenBank genome assembly.